Vespa velutina is the source of this 1306-nucleotide messenger RNA. RefSeq lists its product as uncharacterized. Gene Ontology annotation, cellular component: plasma membrane. Gene Ontology annotation, biological process: detection of chemical stimulus involved in sensory perception of smell; sensory perception of smell. Lineage: Eukaryota; Metazoa; Arthropoda; Insecta; Hymenoptera; Vespidae. The record is from RefSeq and is a predicted model, not a curated record. The transcript has 10 exons. The coding region runs from base 1 to 1173 and encodes 390 amino acids. Gene Ontology annotation, molecular function: odorant binding; olfactory receptor activity.
AUGACUACGAGAGGUGUAAACUUCUUUGAACAGCACUUCCUCCUUUCUAAUCGACUUGUUCAAUUAGUAUUAGGUUUACGUCCUUAUCAAAAUUGGAACGGCCAAUUGAUUACACUUUGUAUAAUAACUAUUUUUCUAUUUCCUGGAAUUUUCUAUCAGUUGUAUCAGCUUUUUAUAUCAAAUUUAACAUUGCAAACGAUAAAAGAGCUGCAGAAAACAAUACCGUCUAUUAUAAUGUUCAUAGCUUAUAGCAUCUCUUGCUUAAGUUUCAAAACAAUUAAGUUAAUUAUCAUUCAUUUUAAAUUGGAUUACGAGGAGUUGUUCGAUGAGGAGGAAUUAAAUAUUAUGAAAGAAUAUACGAGAGAAACAAAAUUGUAUGCGUAUAGUGUCAUAGUUUUUUUCAAUCUUUAUGGUAUAUCAAUAAUAUUUUCAUCCAUUUUAAAUGUUUUUCUCUAUCUUUUUGAUAUAUUGGAAGAUAAUCAAUUAACGUUAAUCAACCCCGUAAAUAACGUUUCAAACGCAAGUGCGCUUUUUUUUAGUUUGCUUAUUUAUCAAAUAAUAAGCAGUUUUAUCUUUUUAAUAGUAGGAAGUGUGUUUUAUUCAACAUAUUUGGUAUUUAUACAACACGCGUGCUGCCAAUUUAGCGUUAUAAUUUUGAAAAUACGGCAACCAUUUAAAAAGAAUCAAAAAUGUAUGGAAAAUACUUGGAAUGAUAAAUCAGCUCGGGAAGAAUGGGAUUGGAUAAUCGACAUUAUAAAGCGCUAUAGAAAGGUGUCGGAGUAUAUCGACUUGAUAAAUCGUGUUUCAAAGAUAAAUUAUUUAAUUGCAAUUUUCUUUGCGAUGAUCCUCAUAGCCUUUGAUUUUAUUUUUUUGUUUCAUUUAUAUAGGGAAUCACUAAAUGUAAUCGAAAUAAUGGAAAGCAGCUUUUACAUUACUGCUUCUGUAUUUACUACAUAUAUUAAUUUUUACAUUGGACAAAAGCUAUUGAAUUAUAAUGAUGCAGCUUUUGACGAAUUGUGUAAUAUUCCAUUUUAUAUGCUUUCAAUAAAUACUCAAAAAUUGCUAUUAUUUAUGAUAGUCAGAAGCGGGAAACCGUGCGUGCUUUCAAUUGGAGAUAUGUUCGUGUCGUCACAUGAAGUUUUCAUUGGGAUCGAAAGUACGGAAACCGUUUAAGAACCAUAUGAAAUAUAUGCAAAAGUCUUGCCAUAUCAAAACAUCUCAGGAGGAAUGGAAUUGGAUAGUCGAAAUUAUAAACUGCUAUAGAACAGUGACGGAGUACGUUGACACGCUUAAUUCUCUUACAAAG